CUAUAACAUUAAUAUUUUUCCUCUUUCUUGCUCAAACUCCAAAUCUGGCAAAUGGCGUAGUCUCCUCUGUAUCUCCGUCGUAGUUGUAUCUAUAGUCGGCGCCGCCUCUGCCAACCACCUCUCCUUCUCCACUGCUGCUGCAUCUGCUGCUAUUCUGGGGAAAGGCUUGAAGGAAACAAAUGGGUAAUGCUCCAUCAACGCUUACCCAAUAUGAUAUUGAAGAAGUUCAAGAACACUGCAAUAAAUUAUUUAAUCAGCAAGAGAUAGUUUCUUUGUAUCAAAGAUUUUGCCAACUCGAUCGGACUGCCAAAGGUUUUAUUUCAUCCGAUGAAUUUAUGUCUGUGCCAGAGUUUGCAAUGAACCCUUUAGCUCAGAGGUUGCUGAAGAUGGUGGAUGGUUUGAACUUUAAGGAUUUUGUUGGAUUUUUAUCUGCAUUCAGUGCCAAAGCAAGCGUUGAGCAGAAAGCUGCGCUUAUAUUCAGGGUUUAUGACACGGAUGGAAAUGGGAAGGUGACUUUCAAUGACAUUUUAGAAGUGCUAUGCGACAUGACUGGUUCAUUCAUGUCAAAUGAGGAAAGAGAGGCGGUCUUGACGCAAUUGUUGCAGGAAGCCGGCUACACAAGGGAAUCUUAUUUGAUCCCGGAUGAUUUUGUGAAGAUUUUUGCAAAUUCGGACACAAAGAUGGAGGUAGAGGUACCUGUUGAUUAAGCAAACACAUGCACAUAAAUCACUUAUUAAUAAAUCAGAUAGAGAUGUUGCUGGAAUGUGUUUUGUGGGAGCAAAUGUAGAUUGAUAUGAACACACUUCAUCACCACAAUAGCAAACAAACAUGAAUUCAUCAACCUUGGUACUUUGUAAUCAGUUGUCAUUUUGAAAAAUUUCUGGUUUUAUUUAUAUAUUUUUUUGUGCUUUGUGAAGUUGUCAAAUUCUUUAGUUUGUACACUAUCUUACCUAAUGUAUCCUGUUAUACAUACAUAAGUCUCUGUUUAUCCCAAGAGUUUAAAUAUUUCCUUUUCUUUACCCUCAAAGAAGUUUAGCUUCAAAAGCUGUAAUUUAAAUUUGGAUUUGAAUUUUCAUCUUCUUGGCCAA
Spinacia oleracea (spinach) is the source of this 1088-nucleotide messenger RNA. RefSeq lists its product as uncharacterized. The transcript has 7 exons. Gene Ontology annotation, molecular function: calcium ion binding. The record is from RefSeq and is a predicted model, not a curated record. Bases 180 to 707 code for a protein of 175 amino acids. NCBI's taxonomy places the organism in Eukaryota, Viridiplantae, Streptophyta, Magnoliopsida, Caryophyllales, Amaranthaceae.